Molecule: messenger RNA, 5335 nt
Organism: Habropoda laboriosa
Lineage: Eukaryota; Metazoa; Arthropoda; Insecta; Hymenoptera; Apidae
Product: collagen alpha-1(I) chain-like
Exons: 18
Coding region: 26-5335 (1769 amino acids)
Molecular function (GO): extracellular matrix structural constituent
Source: RefSeq, a predicted model, not a curated record
GCUGGCAGACGUUGCUUUGCAAGAUAUGGCGAAAAAUGUCGUCGACUUGGUGGAUGGUACCGGAAUGCAACAAGAGCCUGUUGGAGUGACAGUAACCCAAAAUCGUUGCCAAAGAAAUGACACGGUCGCAUACGAGAUCGCGGAGAGCGCUCUACUGACGAUCAAUACCAAUACUUUAUUCCCCACUGGCAUACCGCUUGAUUUUUCCAUUUUAAUCGUCGCAAGACCAAAGAUCGGGUACCCGGCUGCCACGUUGUUUGCCAUCUACAGCGAUAGCGGUGAAGAACAGUUGGUGCUAUCAUUGGGCAGUGACGUCACUCUUUACUAUAGUACAACCCCGGAUGACGAGGACAGGCCUAUUUCGUUCGGGAUUAAUAUUUCUGAUGGGAAAUGGCACCGUUUAGGAAUCAGCAUUAAAGGCGACACUGUCACGCUGAUCGUUGACUGCGCUAAACAGAUAUCCAGAGCAUUGCGCAGAAAUUACGAUGAAACGAUCAGUGUCAGUGGUAUCAUAAUCAUUGGUCAGCAGAUCGUUGACGGCAAUGUGUAUUUGGGUGGCUUGGAGAUGCUGAGGAUUGCUCCGAUUCCAGACGCAGCUUACGAAAUUUGCACAAUUUUCGCGCCGGAUUGUAGAAAUCAAACGAGGCACAGAUUUGGCCAAAGAAAUUAUGCAAAUGUGAGAAUUCAUGGUCCUGCAAUACGCACCACCUCAUCAACUUAUUACGAGGGUUCGACGAACAUUGGUACCAGUCAGACAGUUCGAAACUCUACGUAUCCUGGUGAAGCGGUUCCAACAAGUAGAUCGUAUUAUGAAACGAACUAUAAUAACUAUAACAAUUAUAACAGAAGCUACGGUAGAGCAUCGACAGUAUCUGCGUUAAAUGCUUCCAACAAUGGGCUAAGCGAAGAUUUCGAGAAAGAAACGGAGGAGGACUAUGAGGAAGGAACUGAAGAAGGUAACGAGGAUGCAUCGGUUGAAGAUAACGAAGACUAUAAUUUAAAUUAUAGAUCCACGACUGCAACGUACACAUUGAGACCAACCAUCGAAGCUUUUCUUCAUAAUCAAAGUGCUGUUUUCAAUAGUAUCGAUGCAACUAUUGUAGAUCAGUAUCAAACGACCACGCCAGAAAUGCCUGAAACUUCUGAUAAUAUAAUUGGAGAAAUUCAAGGAGGCUUAAGAUACUCCGAGUCUUCUGGAGGAUCGUAUUACCCUGCGUAUUAUAGUGUUCGGGGCUCACCUGGGCCACGAGGAUUUCCAGGACCUCCAGGAGUGUCUGGGCCAUCUGGUAAAAAAGGAGAACCAGGGAGAGACGGACUGUCUGGUUUGCAAGGCUCGGCCGGUCCACCGGGUAACGUUUUCAUUAUACCGGCAAUGAAUCAACAAGGCAACGAGAAAGGACCGGACACUCAGGUGGAAGCUUUGAGGCAAAUGCUUUCGCAGCACAUGAUGGCCAUGAGAGGUGCCGAAGGUCCUAUGGGUCUGACAGGUAUUCCAGGACCUGAAGGACCUCCUGGACCCCAAGGUCAGAAGGGAGAACCUGGAGAAGUUGGCGAAUCUGGAUCUCAUGGUGAAAGGGGUAUUCCUGGAAACACUGGUAGGGAAGGUAGACGAGGACGACCUGGCAGAGAUGGAGAACGAGGACUAAGUGGACCACCAGGAAUGAAAGGAGAACAAGGUGUACCUGGAUUGCCUGGAUUACCAGGAGAUAAAGGAGAAAGGGGACUACCAGGUGCUACUGGCGAGCCAGGUUUGCCAGGUCAUGAAGGGAUGCAAGGUGAUGAUGGUCCUCCAGGUUUACUAGGGUUGCCUGGUGAAAUGGGACCUAGGGGAUUCAUAGGACCACGAGGUUUUCCCGGAUUACCAGGGAACCAUGGUAUCCCUGGAAGUGAAGGUCCACCAGGAGCUAAAGGCAACACUGGUCCACUUGGGUCUCUUGGUUCGCCAGGAUCUCCUGGCCCAAUCGGACCUGUAGGUCCACCUGGACCUCAAGGUCUUUUGGGUCCAACUGGUUUAGUUGGACCACAAGGAAAGCCAGGGAUUCCUGGCCUUUCCGGAGCAGACGGAUCUCCCGGACAUCCAGGGAAUCCAGGUGUUCCUGGAAUGAAAGGCGAACAAGGGCCACAAGGUCCACAAGGACCAAUAGGUUUUCCAGGAGUCCGUGGUGUGAAAGGUGAUGAAGGUAAACGUGGAUCCCCUGGUGAACGCGGAGAAAAGGGGGAGAGAGGUGCAGAGGGAGAAAAAGGUGAUGCAGGAGGAAAGGGAGAGCCUGGUCUAGCAGGUCCACAAGGAAUUCCUGGUUUGGAAGGAUUAGAGGGAUCAAAAGGUUUCGAGGGACCACGUGGUGAAACUGGACCAAUCGGUCCACAUGGUGAAAAGGGAAAAGUUGGUCCUCCAGGUUUUGUUGGAUAUCCUGGAAACCUUGGUGAAAAGGGUGAUAAAGGUCAGCCAGGAAGGGAAGGUCCUAACGGGGAUAAAGGAGAAAGGGGAAAUAAUGGCGCUCCAGGGGAACGUGGUGAACCAGGACCUAGAGGAUUUAGAGGAGCUCGUGGAAGACGUGGUGCCGAAGGAUUACCAGGACCAAAGGGUGACACUGGGCAGCCAGGUCCUCCAGGAUUGCAAGGGGAACCGGGUUCUCCGGGUGUUGAAGGUCCUCGUGGUUUCGUCGGACCUCCUGGACAAGCUGGUCUCGAUGGAAAAGAUGGAAUUGGUGGUCCUCCUGGAGAACGUGGACCAGUGGGUGAUUCAGGGCCACCAGGUCCUCCAGGUACACCCGGUGUUAUUGGACCACAAGGUCCAGCUGGUGAACCUGGUCAACCAGGAGAACUUGGAAGUCCAGGAAAUCCUGGAAUGCCUGGCGAAUCAGGUCCCCCUGGUGAACAAGGAAAGGAAGGACCUCCAGGACCUCAUGGCUUACCAGGAAAGGAAGGUCCGCCAGGGCCUGGUGGUUUACCAGGAUUUCCUGGUGAACGAGGAUUGAGCGGUUUACCGGGUAUGCCAGGUACAAAGGGAGAAAUAGGACCAACUGGACCUCAAGGUCCAUCAGGUGAUAAAGGUGCUCAAGGAGAGCCUGGGAAGGAUGGUGAACCAGGACCUCAGGGUAGCCAAGGACCAAAAGGACCACUAGGACCAGUUGGUUUGAAGGGUGACAGGGGUGAGUCUGGGCCAGCAGGGCCUAUUGGACGAGAUGGUUUACCAGGACAACGAGGAUUGCCAGGUUCUCCUGGUCCUGUUGGAGUUCCAGGAGAGGACGGCGAUAAAGGAGAUAUCGGACCUCCUGGUGAAAAAGGAUUCAAAGGAUCUCAAGGAGAAAUGGGUCCUCCAGGAGCAUUUGGAACACAAGGACUUCGGGGUGAACCCGGUUCUAUUGGCCUACCAGGUGAAAAGGGACCACCCGGGGAAAUUGGAAGACAAGGAACAAAAGGUGAAGAUGGUCCCGUUGGUGCAUCAGGCCCCCCUGGCCCCAUAGGACCGCAAGGAUUGCCUGGUCCACCUGGAUUAAAAGGAGAAUUUGGAGAUGCUGGUGCAGUUGGACCCGUAGGACCAGCAGGAAGUCCUGGCGAACAAGGUCCAAGAGGUCCUAAAGGAUCUGAAGGUUCACAAGGUCCUUUAGGACCAGAGGGUCGUCAGGGAGAGAAAGGAGACGCUGGAGCAUCAGGACUUCCAGGCUUAACAGGCCCGGAAGGAAAGCUGGGUGAAAGAGGUCCUCCAGGACCGAAAGGAGAAGAAGGAAAAAGUGGUCCACCAGGUCCACUCGGUAGUCGUGGCAUAAAUGGUCCAGAAGGACCAAAGGGUAACGCGGGACCACCUGGUUUCCCUGGACCUCCUGGAGAACCAGGUUUAGUCGGUUCAAAAGGAGAACCUGGAAAAGAUGGUGAAGAUGGCAAAACCGGAGAUCCUGGCGCAGCAGGAGAAACUGGCCCUCCAGGAAAAGAAGGAUUUCCUGGUCCACCUGGAAAACAAGGACCUGAGGGUCCAGCAGGAGUGCAAGGGAGUCCAGGUUUGCCUGGGGAAAAAGGAGAUGUAGGUCCGUCUGGUGCACCAGGACCACACGGUGCUACAGGACCUCAAGGGGUACCAGGACCAUCUGGCCUGCCCGGUGUAAGAGGUCUUCCAGGACUUGCUGGAGAAAAUGGUCCACCAGGAAUGUCAGGAGCUGUUGGUGUUCCAGGAAAAGUUGGACCUGUUGGACCGAAAGGUCCAAAGGGUGACAGAGGUAAAAGGGGACUCAAAGGGCAUCGAGGCGAUCUAGGACACGUAGGGAUCAAAGGAGAGCAAGGAGAAAAAGGAGAACAAGGUCCUCGAGGCAGUCCAGGAGUUGAAGGACCCAAGGGUAACCAGGGACCAUCAGGUGUAUUGGGCUUCAAAGGAAACGAUGGACCUCCAGGACUUCCUGGGAUGGAAGGGCCACCAGGUCCUAAAGGGAGCGCUGGAAACGAUGGACCAAAAGGCGAAAUGGGCCCUAUAGGACCUCCAGGUCCUCCUGGACCACCUGCAGAGCAACCAAUGAUUCCUCCGGAAUUGUUGUUCACCAGGGAACAAAUCUUGAGGAGAAAACGUGAUAUUACGACAAACACAAACGAGGAAGACGAAAAUGACAAAAGUUCAGAAAACUUGGAUAAGGAAGAUAAUCAUAUCGAAGAGGAAUUAGGACCUAAAUUCUUGGAUAUGUACAGUUCGAUAUACGCUAUGAGGCAAGAACUGGAUCGAAUACGUAAACCAAUUGGAAGUAGAGAAAAUCCUGCAAGGACUUGUAAGGAUCUGUUUUACGGGCAUCCACACUUUCAAGAUGGUUGGUAUUGGAUCGAUCCAAACUUAGGAAUGGCUGACGAUGCUGUGUACGUUUAUUGUAACAUGACGAAUACUGGCGAAACUUGCGUGUACCCUGAUAUUCAUACAACUCAAAUGCCAAACAUACCGUGGAGAAAAGAAAACAAUAAAACGGAUUGGUAUUCAAAUCUGCGUGGAGGAUUUAAAAUUACAUACGAAACUAUCGGAGUAGUACAAUUAAAUUUUCUACGUUUACUGAGCCAAGAAGCCUAUCAAAAUUUCACAUAUACUUGCAUCAACAGUGCUGCUUGGUACGAUACUUUGAAUUUUACGUACAAUUCCUCCUUACGGCUGCUUGGCGCGAACGAAGAUGAAUUUUCGUACACCGCUACCAAGCCACAAAUCGUAACAGACAAUUGUAAAGCGCGCAAGAAUAAAGGGGAAACGGUGUUCUUAAUCCAAAGUAAAAUAUUGCAACAGUUACCAUUGGUGGAUUUCUAUCCGGUCGAUUAUGGAUUACCGCAUCAAGCGUUCGGUUUCACGGUUGGGCCAAUUUGUUUUAAGUAA